Messenger RNA from Lathyrus oleraceus (garden pea), 987 nucleotides. RefSeq lists its product as uncharacterized. Bases 1 to 987 code for a protein of 328 amino acids. Gene Ontology annotation, biological process: DNA integration. The transcript has a single exon. The record is from RefSeq and is a predicted model, not a curated record. Gene Ontology annotation, molecular function: nucleic acid binding. Lineage: Eukaryota; Viridiplantae; Streptophyta; Magnoliopsida; Fabales; Fabaceae.
AUGUUAAAAGACUGUGUCGAAUUUGCCAAAGGAUGCCAAGAGUGUCAGGUACAUGCAGGCAUACAGCAUGUCCAUGCAAGCAAACUACAUUCUAUAGUCAAACCUUGGCCCUUUAGAGGUUGGGCUUUAGAUUUGAUUGGGGAAAUUAAACCACCAUCAUCUAAGAAUCAGAGGUAUAUUUUGGUUAGCAUUGAUUAUUUAAAAAAAUGGAUUGAAGCUAUACUUUUGGCAAAUGUAGGCCAAGAAGAUGUGAUUGAAUUUAUCCAGAAACACAACAUUUAUAGAUUUAGGAUCCCAACGACCGUUACAACGGAUCAAGGAUCACUAUUUACUGGUCGAAAGAUGCAAGAAUUUCCUAAGGAAAUGGGUUUCAAAUUGUUAACGUCUACACCAUAUUGCGCUCAGGCUAAUGGUCAGGUCAAGGCAGCAAACAAGGUGGUAAUUGGUUUGAUAAAAAAACAUGUAGGGAAGAAACCUAGAAAUUGGCACAAAACGUUAGAUCAGAUUUUGUGGGCAUGUCAGGCCUCUCCCAAGGAAGCCACUAAUUCGACCCCAUUUCGACUGGCCUUUGGUCAUGAUGCAGUUUUACCAGUAGAAAUUUACCUACAAUCAACAAGGAUUCAGAGGCAUCAUGAAAUUCCAUCAGAAUCAUAUUGGAACAUGAUGCUAUAUGAGUUAGUCGAUCUAGAUGAAGAGAGACUAAAUGCCUUGGAAUUAUUGCAAAGGCAGAAGAAGAGAGUAGAGAACUCUUAUAAUAAGAAGGUUAAAAUUAAGACAUUUUCUCCUGAAGAUUUAGUUUGGAAAGGUAUCCUUCCAAUGGAUCGAAAGGAUAUGGCCCUAGGUAAAUUGUCUCCCAAAUGGGAAGGCCCUUUUCAAAUUUUGAAAGUUUUCUCUAAUGGUACUUAUGAGAUCGAAGAACUUAGUCGAGACAAUAGAAUAUUAAGAGUGAAUGGAAAAUAUUUGAAAAAAUAUAAGCCAACGCUCUAA